AUGUCGGAGGAUCGGGAGCGCAGCAAGAUCUCGCUCCGAAGUGGAAAGAGAAAGGGCCGCCCGCAGAUUAGUGCACCUCGCCAGAUCUCAGAGCCCAUUCUACAAGAUGGAUCUGGCCCAGUACGGUCUCCCGGCUCAAGGCCGAUGGCAGAUGCAGGUCCUCCGCCGAUCCAGCCUCGGCUUCGCCCGCCGCCACAAGCUGGAGGUGGAAAGACCUCGGACUUGGUCAAGCGACGAUACUCGACGCGGUUUAACACCCUGCCGAACGACUUCGACGUGAAUAACCCGCCGGUACCGUCUAUGCCAUCCCUCGACAAGUACGAGUCCCGCCAGAGGAGAGCAGCACAGCCCCCUCCCAGCCGUGGAGGCACAGCACCAGCGCCGAUUGUCGAUAUAAAGGCAUUGCGAGAUCCCGGAUUGGUUCCAGACCAAUAUGUUGCGACCUUGCUUAGCGAAGCGGACGAGGACCAGAUCCGAGAAUUCGAGGACAACCUACGCAAUCUCAAGGGCCGAGCCAACGCAGACUUGCAGCAGAAUGUCAUGCAGAACCGUACCCAGUUCAUCAAGAUUAGCAAGGAGGCCGAGAAGCUCAAGGGUGAGAUGCGAGCGUUGAAGAACCUGAUGACAGACCUCAAGGUGAAUACAACAGCACUUCGCCAGGCCUCAAAUAAUGGAAACAACGAGUCUUCAAGCCUUGGAGGCGAAUUGUCGACAGGCUUGAGCAAGAGGGACAAACGAAGCUCAGUCGCAGAUCGAAGCGCCCUUUGGAACUCGCAGAUGCAGGCACUGUACAAAAAUGUCGAGGGUUCCCAAAAGUUUCUGCCCAAUUCUGCUCGGCGCCAUGUCAUCCAGAAUGCAGGAGCUUGGAUUGAGCUGGACAACGCCACAUACAAGUCUCGACGAGCGAUGCAGAUAUUCCUACUAAGCGACCAUUUGCUUAUUGCAUCUCGCAAGAAGAGAAAGGCUGAUGUCCCGCCUCGCGAAGCUCAAGGCCCCCUGGUGAAGCUGGUCGCAGAUCGUUGCUGGCCACUGCUUGAUAUUGAGGUUGUUGACAUGGCCGGGCCCGGCGAUGGCUCGACGACGAGAAACAAACUGGCAGAUGCUGUCAUGGUCAGAGGUGUUGGCCAGGAAUCUGUCAUCUACCGAACCGAAAAGCCAGAGGAUACGGAGAAGAACAGUCUGCUUCUCAACAUCCGCAAAGCAGUGGAAGAGUUGCGCAAAGAGCGACAGUCGGAAUUGGAGGCAAACAACAAGGCCAAGGAGACGAUCAACUACUUUGCGUCCCGUGAUCCCGGCCUGCUGCAGAAGACUGAGCUUUUGGAAACAUUGUCUGACAUCAAGGACAUGCUCAUCGACGUUGAUGGAAAGCAGCAAAAUCUACGAUGGGUCGAAAGCCAGAUGGACGAGCUCGAUAUUGACAUUGCCUUACAGAGCUUUGAGCCGGCAGUUGACCGCGUCGAGAAGCUGAAGAAUCUCGCUCGAGGCCUGAAGAAUAACGCGGUGGCGCGGGACUUCAUCAGCUUCAAGGUCGAAGAAAGAUGUGCCAAGUUGGCGGGCAUGAUCAUUCGCGAGCUCGAGACGACACACACGGCGCCUACCAAGAACAAGCGUAACAUUAGUUGGUUGGCCAGACUUGGCUACGAAGACAGGGCUCGCGAGGCAUAUCUGGUCGCCAGACAUGAUAUUAUCACAAAGCGAUCGAGACAAUGCAUCUUCCAGGGUGAUUUACACUUGUACAUCUGGGAGCUCUCGUUUGUUUACUUCUCUCUGAUCCGCAACACCGUGAGCUGCUUUCACUCUUGUUUUCCUCCGCCGAUGAUGAGCGCCUGCGUCAAAUGGGCCAAGGAAGAGGUCGAAACGUUCAACGGCAUCCUUGCGCGGCAGCUCAGCGGAACAGAGCGCGGCGGAAAGGUCUGGAACGAAUGCAUGGAGCGCGCCCACGAGCACGCAAAGAUGUUGAACGAGGUGCAGCUCGAUUUCCGCACACUUGUUGGACGUGAUUUGGAGCACUCGUCGGGUGUCACCAGUCCCGUUGGUCUCGGGCUAUCGUAG
Colletotrichum acutatum is the source of this 2052-nucleotide messenger RNA. Its product is annotated as Cullin repeat-like-containing domain protein. Gene Ontology annotation, biological process: exocytosis; intracellular protein localization; Golgi to plasma membrane transport. Gene Ontology annotation, cellular component: exocyst. The coding region runs from base 1 to 2052 and encodes 683 amino acids. The transcript is spliced from 4 exons. The record is from RefSeq and is a predicted model, not a curated record. Lineage: Eukaryota; Fungi; Ascomycota; Sordariomycetes; Glomerellales; Glomerellaceae.